AUGCGCAUUCAAUUCAAAGACUUUACUUGUAUUUCCUGCAAUGAGUCCUUUGAAAUCAGAAAUAAUUAUGACCAUCAUAAAAGUUCGAAAAAGCUCAAAAAUGAGCUCAAGAAGAGAGAGCUCUCUGGGCGAACGCUAGGAGCGACCAGCAGUUCCGGAAGACGACAAAUUCGAAUUGGCUCCGAAGAAUUCCGCAAGGGCUCGGUUGAUGAAUUCUUCUUCGAUGACGAAGAAUUCCCCAAGAGCCCGGAAGGGAAUCAAAUCAUCACCACCGACACGAUCAACGAGCUUCUGGAGAAUAUGUCUUCAGACGAAGAUGAAGAGAUCGAUUCCAACUGGGACGAGCAACUGGAGCUUGAGUGGGACGACUCCCUUAUUGACACGCCCUUGUCUACUGCUAGUUCGUCGCACGACUUCCAGAGCCAAGUGCAGAAAAUCGUAAUAAACGGGAAGGAAUACAAGAUUAACUGCUCCGUCAUUGCUCCCUACUUGGACGUUUUACAACACGCUGGCUACACCAGAGAAGGUCUAUCGGCAGUGAUCGUCUUCCAAGCGCGGAAAUUGCCGCUCAAGACGGAGCCCAACUACGCCAAGAUCAUGCAUCAUCUAUUUCUUCACUUUUUGCUGGAAAUUUCUAAUUUGGUUGCUGAUUCGUAUUGCUUACUCGUCUUUACUCGCGAGGGAACACUUCCACCGCUAAAAUGGCUGCGCGAUUGUUACCGACUGAUCAGCAGGCCACUGCGGAAGUCGCUUCGUCAAUUCGUGGUGGUGGAACCGACCUGGUGGACGCGUCUAUCGCUAGCAGUGGUGCGUCCCUUCGUUUCCGCCAAGUUUUACCAGAAGAUUGUCACGUGUUCAUCGAUCGACGCGGCCGAAGAAAUUGUCGAUUUUGACUCUCGUUACGCGCGCGACAUGAUAGACAGCUAG
Oikopleura dioica is the source of this 927-nucleotide messenger RNA. NCBI's taxonomy places the organism in Eukaryota, Metazoa, Chordata, Appendicularia, Copelata, Oikopleuridae. The record is from the annotation of a GenBank genome assembly.